This is a messenger RNA of Fomitiporia mediterranea MF3/22, 893 nucleotides long. RefSeq lists its product as uncharacterized. NCBI's taxonomy places the organism in Eukaryota, Fungi, Basidiomycota, Agaricomycetes, Hymenochaetales, Hymenochaetaceae. The transcript is spliced from 5 exons. The coding region runs from base 4 to 540 and encodes 178 amino acids. The record is from RefSeq and is a predicted model, not a curated record.
GCCAUGUCGAUGCUGCGUUGCCAAUGCUCGUCUCUUGCCCGCAGGCUACCCACAACAACUGCGCGAUCAUUUUCGUCCUCAGCCGCCAUCAGAGCUGACGCAACAACAACAGCAGGAGCAGGAGCACCGGCGGCAAAUGUUGGCAGCGUCAAGCCGCCGAAACAGCCGGUUGGUGGUUUCCGCGGCGGAAUUGUCGGCUUCCUGCUUGGCUUCUCGAUAGCGUCGUCAUUUGCCGCUUAUCACUUGCUGGAGGAAUACAAACAGGCGUCCGCUGCGUUACAGGCGAGCGUCUUGGAGCUGCAGGCCAGCACCGAAAAGGUGACGGCUCAUAUCAGAAGAAUAGAGGCCGUUGAGAAGGAUCUCAAGGCUCUGUCGAAUACCACAGCGACCAAGGAUGACUUGUCGCGAGUACGAGCAGAAAUGAAGAAAAUCUAUGACGGUCUUGACAUAGAAUUCUUGAACCUUCGACAACAUGUGUGGGGAAUCCAGCAAGAUUUGCACGCCUUAACGAAGAAGGAUAACGCAACCCAUCUCGUAUAAAGGCUAUUUGUGUCAUCAAUGUUCUUGUCCAAUAUCAAAAACAUAUUAGAAACUAAUGCCCACGAACUUUUGUCGUGAUCUCUGACAUGAGAAUCCACUGUGUGGGCCACGCGUGCCCGAAUACCCCGACAUACGGGUUAUUCGUUGAUGGCGGUUAUAACCUUCGACGAAAACUCCGGUCGUCAGAACGUACAUGGCCUUGUUCUUGGCUUUCCCAACAUGCAGGACAUUGGCAUACCAACUCGGGCUUUCUUGCACUGUGCUUCGUCCGCGUUUUGAUGGCGCAAGUGAGAAGGUGCCAAAAUUAAAACAGCCAUAUUGAUGGGUCCGUGAAUAGGGGUGAAGGACUCUAA